AUGAUCGAUCCAGAAGCGUUCAAGAAGUUCUCCCCUUUCAAAGGCUCGCACAGCGAUUCUUCGUGCAACUACAACCUCGCCAAUACGACCUCUGAUCUCCUCAAGUUCCAAUUGCAGGAGCAGUAUAGACAGAAGUUGCUGGAGCUCACCAGUGCCAACGACUCAAACACAACAGCCCUCAAGGCCCAGGAUUUGCAUUUGCUCAACACGGCAGUCCUUCAAGAUUCGUUCAAUUCGCAUUUGCAAUCGACUCUUGAUGACGGUGUGGUUUCCAUUCAGAACGACUCAUCCUAUUCAUCUCUUAGUCUGGGAACGCCGGUAACGUCUGAAGACGAAGAAUCGUUUGAAAUCGAGUCUUUCAUCGACAACAAAGCCAAUACGCCCAAUUACCUCAACUUGAAGGUUUUGAUCGAAAACUCGAUUUUUGACACCUCCAAGAUCAACAAGGAUGCGGUGCUAUCGCUUUCCAGCUUAAAGCGCUUGAAACGGGCAAUUGCUAGUAACCGUGAGAAACAACACUACUUGCUUGACAAGAUCACGUUAUCCCAACAGUUUAUAGCCGACGUGGUCGUAGAAGACCUCAACUCGCCUGCGAAUAACGUCAACAACGUCGAUGCCAAGCUCAUCGUCAAGAUCUUGAAGCUGACAGGCUCGUUACAGAACCAGUUGAUCGCUGUUAACUCUCAUUUAGACAUGUUGAACUCAAAGUUGAACAACCAUAACAUGGCUUGUUUGGUUUUGGGUUACGUAGAAGAUGUCAAAUUGUCGUCUGGAGGUAAACAGAUCUAUACCGAAGAUGGAAAUAUCACAACGGCAUCGUCUCCUGCAGCUUCUCCCAUGAGACAUACCAACUCGACUUCGAAUUCUAAUAAUAAACAGGAUUCGUUGCUCAAGUCGUUUGAUUCUAUGUUGUCACAUAUUGUCUCAAUCGCUGCGCAACGUAACAUCUCAUUACCCAAUCCUCCUCUUUCAUCUGAGGAUAUGGAUCUCAGAACGAAAUGGGCUCAGGAUUGCAUCGAUAAGAUUCUCAAUAACAACCAGACAGAAGUAGACGAGCUGAUGGCAUCACAAGGUGGAUAUCUCAGUAAUUACAACAAUACCAACAACAAUAAUACCACUAACAAUUACACUAAUAAUAUCUCCAAUGGUCCUACGCCUUUAAGUUCGCCUACUAAGUACCAAUCGUAUCUCAACGACACUUCUUUCUAUUCUAAUGCCUCCGCUUCUCCGGCCAAGGGUUCAAAUGACAAGAUGAUCCAGGAAUACAAGACAGCACUCAAUGACUUGCGUUUCUCCUACCAAUAUUUGAACAAGGAGUAUGAGCUCUCGAGGGAUAGCUCACAGAAGUUGAUCCAGGAGUAUAGAAAGAAGAUCAGCCAGUUGGAAAAGGACCACGCCAAAAUACCUCUGUCUGUAUCCUCUUCAGAUUUGAAUCUGAACCAUGAUACUCUUUCCAGUAAAGACAAGGAAAUCGCCAAGUUGAGAAAGGAAUUGAGUGCCAUGAAGGUAGAACAACUCGGAAUGAAAAACAACAAUGCUUCAUCAUAUUCGUUGUUGAAUGCUUCGCCCAGAUUGUCCAGUGAAGGUGUCAACCUCCAUACUUCUGUUUCUCCCAUAACUGGUGAACUGUUGCAUAUUCCACAUGAUAGUAUCAAUAUAGAUGAUGAUGACGAGAACUUGUUGUCUGCUAGACCGAUCUCUGGCAUUCCUUCGAACAGCACAAGCAACGCGAUCUUAAGAAAAGAGUUCAAGAAGAUCGUCAAUGACAUCCAAGACCAAUACGAGGUUGAGUUGGGCGAAGAAAGAUACAAGAGACGACUUUUGCAAGAGGAGUUGGUACAAUUGAAAAAACAGUAA
Messenger RNA from Scheffersomyces stipitis CBS 6054, 1857 nucleotides. It is a transcript of the gene PEA2, whose product is annotated as Pea2p. The record is from RefSeq and is a predicted model, not a curated record. The transcript has a single exon. NCBI's taxonomy places the organism in Eukaryota, Fungi, Ascomycota, Pichiomycetes, Serinales, Debaryomycetaceae. The coding region runs from base 1 to 1857 and encodes 618 amino acids.